GCCACCCCUUUCCUGUGGACUCAGAGCCUCAGGCUCGGCCACUGAGCCGGAACUUGCCACCCCAGCCCUAAAGGUGCCCUGAGGCUGCUGUGAGCAUGGCAGAAGCUCCUGCUGACCCGAGCACAGGAGACGAUUUGGAGCAAAAGAUCCUGCAGGUGUUGAGUGAUGCUGACGGCCCUGUGAAGAUUGCCCAGCUGGUGAAGAAGUGCCAAGUGCCCAAGAAAACACUCAAUCAAGUCCUUUACCACCUGAAGAAGGAGGCCAAAGUGUCCUCUGUAGCCCCUGCAACAUGGCUCUUAGGCGGGGAUGCUUCUGCAGAAGAGCCUCCUGCAGCCCCUGAGGACCCCACUGCCCAGCCUAGUCUCGAUGAAAGAAUCUUCAGAUUCCUGGAGGCCAACGGCCCCUGCAAGGCCCUGCAUAUCGCCAAGGCUCUGGGAAUGAAGACUGCCAAAGACGUGAACCCACACCUGUAUGCCAUGAGGAAUAGCCACCGUCUGAGCUAUGAUGGCCAGAUGUGGACAAUCUAUGGCCCAAGUUGGGAAGGCCCAGAGCUAGCUCAUUCUGGAGUCCGAGAACGGUCCACUGCGAUCAUUUACCAGCAGAAUCCAGUCAACAUGAUCUGCCAACAAGGAGCCAACAGCCACAUCUCCAUUGCCAACUCAGAAGCCAUCCAGAUUGGGCACAGGAAUGUCAUGCAAAUGCAGAUAGCCUGUGAUGAGCUUGGUCCCAGGCCCCCCCAUCAUCUCCCUCUACCUGUGCCAGAGGACCCCUCUGCUCAGGGCAUCACGCCUGGUGCCUUUGGAUCUCAGCAUAUCCACAUGGAGAGGUCCCUGCUCCGGCGAGUGCAGCUGGGCCACGGCAAUGAAAUGAGCCUCCAGAGGGAUCCAGCGGAACACACCACUUACAGCUUUACUGGCAGCCCCCCAGUCUCAGCCACCACUGCUGACCCAGGAACUUCAUUCAACAUGGAAACACCUGGGCCAGGCCCUCACGCUGAGGGGGAUACAGCCCAGAGAGUCCAUAUCAAAUCCAGCUUGAUGGAGGACGCCAUCAUCGGCAACUGCAACAAGAUGACCAUCCACUCUGGGUCAAAGGGUGGAGUCACGGGGUCUGGAGACAGCGAGGAGCCGAAAAAAGACACUGAUGCAAAUUCUAAAGCCACACCAAGCGGAAACUCCUCCCACACUUCCAGCAACUCCAUGCUGCUCACCUCUGAGCUGAGAACGGUGACUCUGGAAGACAGUGACCCCCAGACCACAAAACCUGUGCUUAGAGAGGACAGAGUCCCGGACACGGGGAACGGCCAGACUCAGGAGUGAGGCCAGAAAGCAAUGGAGCAAUAGAACCCAUAGGCUGCCACCUCUGCCACCAUGAGCCAAGCCAACCUUUCCUGCCUCAAGGUCAAUCAAUCAGUCUAUCAAUCAAUCAAUGAUAUGAGCCAGCUCUGCUACACCUGGGUGUUCGCCAAAAGGGGAAAGUCAGCACAGCACAGAGAUACUUGCCCAUCCAUGUAGAUCUGGAACUGACCUUUGCUGUCCAACAGUAAA
Messenger RNA from Psammomys obesus (fat sand rat), 1547 nucleotides. RefSeq names its product Z-DNA binding protein 1 (gene Zbp1). NCBI's taxonomy places the organism in Eukaryota, Metazoa, Chordata, Mammalia, Rodentia, Muridae. The transcript is spliced from 8 exons. Gene Ontology annotation, cellular component: nucleus. Gene Ontology annotation, molecular function: DNA binding; RNA binding; double-stranded RNA adenosine deaminase activity. The coding region runs from base 96 to 1319 and encodes 407 amino acids. The record is from RefSeq and is a predicted model, not a curated record. Gene Ontology annotation, biological process: positive regulation of type I interferon-mediated signaling pathway.